AUGACUCUCACAUCAAUAUAUUUCCAGUUUUACCCUACAUCUCCGAAUGGCAUGGCCGUGACUGAUAACAAGCUGGCUGAUCCGUUGAAAGCUCGGCUACUUUUAACGUUUGGUGGUCCUCUCGGUUUACAUCGUCUUUAUUUGAGUCAGAUAUCGGAAGCUUUCAUAUACUUGUCAACCUGUGGAUUAUUGUUUCUGGGAGUUCUUUAUGAUGUUUUUGUCGUUCAUUCAUUGGUGAAUAAGUAUAACGAUAAUCUACAGCGAGGUCAUGAGGAAUUCCAAAAGUUCAAAAAUGGCAGACUGCAGCCCACAGUUUCGAAACAUGUUAAAUGCUCAGUAGAGGCUUUCAUCACGUCUACACUAUACUCAAUGUGGCUAGGAUGGCUUUGUUGGCUAGCUGUGUCAAUUGUACUAAGAACUCAAGCCGUGGAUAACAUUUUCAUUCUAUCCUCAGUUUCUAUAGCAGUGAGCUCAGGUAUAUAUAUUUGUGGAAACCGGGGAAACCAAACGCGGAAUUUGCUGUAUGUAUGGAUCUCAACGUUUUCGGCAGCAUUUCUAAGUAAAUUUCUUUAUGGCUCCAUUCUGAAGACGUUGUUCAUAUCUUCCUUGAUAGGAACAAUUGUUGGUAAUCGAACUGCUAAAGUGCGCUUGCCUCAGGAAAAGUCGGUGAAUGUCCGACAUUUUAUUUUCUGGUCCUCUUUGUUUCUUCUACUUAUUUGUAUAAUAACCACUUCCAGCACUCGUCAUAUCCUCGAACAAAAAGUCUCAUCUUCUCGAGGUAGCUCUACAGUUGUGACCUCAGUGGGCUCUCUGGUGUACGAUCGGUUUUUCGAGCAUCAUCGUGUGACAGACUUUUUUCGGACUAUGCCUCGUAUAGAUUACAAAAGAGUGCCAGUUCAAUCUAUAUCUGUUGAUGAUUGGUGGGGUCUUGACGUUUUCUCUCAUACUCCCGCUUGGGCAGAUUAUGUAGCAGUUUUCAUUGUAGACUUGCUGCGAGCAGAGACUCGCUUGUUGGAAACAAGAUCCUUUGAUGUCGAGCCACUUCGGUGGGCGUGUUGGAGAAUGUUUCUAUUAACACAUUUCGAUGUACCACCCGGCACAUCGGAUAACACUUUGGCGAAGCUGUGUAUCAUCAAGACAGGAUCUCGUGAGAAGUCAGACGAUGAUGACUACUUGAAUAAGUCAAUUGAUACCGCUUGUGACUUGAUACAAAUUUUUAUAAACUCUUAA
Molecule: messenger RNA, 1230 nt
Organism: Auanema sp. JU1783
Lineage: Eukaryota; Metazoa; Nematoda; Chromadorea; Rhabditida; Rhabditidae
Source: the annotation of a GenBank genome assembly